Molecule: messenger RNA, 2860 nt
Organism: Contarinia nasturtii (swede midge)
Lineage: Eukaryota; Metazoa; Arthropoda; Insecta; Diptera; Cecidomyiidae
Product: SET and MYND domain-containing protein 4-like
Exons: 5
Coding region: 1076-2710 (544 amino acids)
Molecular function (GO): protein binding
Source: RefSeq, a predicted model, not a curated record
GUGACAAACUAACCAUCAACUUUAAUGCUAUCGGACAGAUUUCACUCGCACAGAAAAAUGAAAGUUGAUUACGCUCACAGUGUACACCUCGUACAACUUUAAGUGAUUUUAAUCAAGAGCAACAUCAUACGCCGAACGCAAAUUCCAUACUGUAAUUAUUUUACGCUAAACACUUUAUUGAGUUGUUGUUUCUCUUUCAACUUUGCCGAUAAAAUAUUGCAUUUAAUGUUCACCUGUCAAACGCUGUACUGUGUCUCACUCGGUCUCACUCAAUGGAAUGACUUUCUUUAUUGGACAGGGAAAAUUAAAAGACAAUUCAACUAAAAAACUUUCUCCAUCAAUUUGGAAUUGUUCAUUGAAGGAAAAAGAAACACGUUUCGGAGGAAAGAAAAGCCUAUGAUUAGAUGGCAAAGCGAUAAUAAACCAACACCGAAAUGAUAAAAUCGAUGCGAUUGUCAUUGAUACGAUGGUUCAUGAUAAAAAUAAUAACAAUUUAUUUUGAACCAUUAUUUUAUACACAUUCAAAACAAUUAUCGGUGAGAAAAUUGUCGAAUUCAAUCGAAAGGUGAUGGUGCGUCGUUGCAAGUUGGAUUAUCGCGAUUUAGUUCAAAUUAUAUUAAAAGUAAAAGGAAUUUUUGAACAACAGAGAGCCAUCUAUUUUUCAAAACUUUGCUGUCAAAAAUCAAGCGUCAAAUCUCUGAAUGUUCGAUUUUCUGCGAUGUUUUACACCAAAUGUCAUUUAUAUGAAGUGGAAUCAUAACCUAAAGACUGUAGUCUAAACAAACCGCUCAUUUCAUCAUUAAACAUUGAACCGACGACGUCGUCCAACCGAAAUCUAUAUUCUCUUGCACGCUCUUAAUUUUACACGCUCAAUACUUGUUUACAUAAGUAAAAUAUAACAAAGUCGCUAUAAAGUGGAUACAGUGAGACAGUUUUUCUUGGAAUUCCAAAACACAACGGAAAAAACCGAACUUGGAAACGACAAUAAAUAAUUGAAUUCUCUAGAAUAAAUACAGCGUAUGAUACGGUCGCACACCAUAGGUUGUUUUUACAUACAUUUUUUGCUGUAUUUUGUAUGACGGUGUUUCGCUUUGAAAUGCAACCUUUUCAUACGCUGUUUUUAUUCUAUAGCAAUCAAUUGUUCAAAAUGUUAUGGAAAAAGGAAUCAAAUGGUUCAACGUACACGGAUAUUUUUGGAUAUGGUGAUAAAAUUCGGAUUGAGAAUUUCGUGCAGACAAAUAUUGGUCGACAAAAUCAGAAAUGUAACGAACUGUCAACGGAAUUGCGACUAAAGGGGAACGAAAAAUUCACAGCAAAAGUAUGGCGUGAGGCAAUGCAAUUUUAUAAUGAAAGUUUAUGUCACGCAGAAAUAGGUUCAAAAAACAUCAGUUUAGCAUACGCAAAUCGAUCAUCAUGUUUUCUUCGUUUAAAUAUGUUUGAAAAAUGUCUUGCCGAUAUAGAACUCGCAAUUGAAGCACACUAUCCGGUAGAAUUGAUGCCCAAAUUGGAUGCGCGUCGUACUAACUGUUUGAAUCAAAUUCAACGCGCAACGCAAAUUGACAAAGCCUAUCCAAAAUUGGAUUUUGAGGAAGACGAACAUUUCCCAGGAAUGGCGAAUGUCUUGCAAAUGGAAUGCAAUGCAAAGUAUGGCCGACAUAUUGUUGCCAAAUGUGACAUUGAUGUUGGUAAAGUCGUUUUGGCAGAUGAAUCGUUUAUCAGCAUGCCAGUUAAUUCAACAAAGCAAAUGAUAUGUAGCAGAUGUUUGAAAAAUACGAUGAAUUUUAUCGCUUGUGAUUUUUGCAACAGUGCCAUGUUUUGCAGUCAUGCUUGUGCCAAAAGUGAUGAAUUCCAUGAAAUAUCUUGUGGUAACAUUGCUGCUAAAGAGGAUUAUUUCGUCGCUUAUAUAACUCGUUCAAUCGUAAUUGCGAUCAAUAUAUUCAAAAACAUCGACAGUUUGAUUACAUUUGUGGAGAGUGUUAUCAAUGAUGAAAGCAAGGGCACACCACAGUCAUUGAAAGAUAUGAAAUCUAGAUAUCGUGCCUUCUUAAAGUCAAACCUUCGGAUGUCUGACGAGAAAAAUAACAUUAACAAGUAUCGCUGCACCAAAAUAUUUGAGUGUGUGAUGUCUCAACCGACCAUCAAGGCAAGUGUUCGAUCAAAGCAUGAUAUACGUUUCCUGAUGCAUCUAACAAUGAUGCAUUUUUACAUUGUUAAUUGCAAUCUAUUCGAAAACAAAAUACGAAGCGGAGUAUUUUUGAUUCAACAGCUAAUUAAUCAUUCAUGUGCACCUAAUUUGCUCUAUUACCACUCAUCAACCAAGGCUAUUGGCAUUACAACUCGUCGAAUCAAAAAGGGUGACCAAAUAUUCAUUGCAUAUGACCAAAUGUUUUUGACAAAGCCGCGAGAUGUACGUCAAAGAUUUUUAAAAGGUGCUUUUGGUUUUCGAUGUGAUUGCGAAAAAUGUUCAAAUGAUAAUUGGCCGAUCUCAUCAUUGUGCAUUGCAUCCGACCCAAAAUAUAACCUUCUUUUGAAAGAAAUUCAGAAUUCUACUGGUACAAGAUUGGACAACAUUGAUGAUUCGAAGCGUUCGAUUAUGAAAAAAACAUGUUUUGAAAUAUUCAAAAAAUAUCGUAAUAUGCAUUGGACAUUUGAACUUGACGUUGUUUGCGUGAACCUUGCGGGACUUUUAUUGGUAUCUGGCUGUCAUUGAUUGAUUUAAUUCUAAAAUUCAUUAACAUAAUUACUACUCAAGUAACUAUAUAAAUCUAUAAUAAACUAUAUUCAUAUUAUACUAUUGAAAGAAAUCUUCAAUUUCUUCGUGACUUUAAAACAUUUUCUAAAUGUUCAAUGAAAAAAUCAA